AUGAUGCCUCCCUGACGGCCACAAGUGAUGGCGGAAAGUUCCGGUGACAUGAAUCAGUAAACAGAAACCACAGCUAUUGAUGUUUCCAGUGUGUCUUAGUAAUAUAUUUACCAGAAACCUAUCAUCAUGAGCUCCGUUGACUUAAAAAAUCAAGGUAAUAGAUUGUUUGCUGCCAGGAAAUAUGAAGAUGCAAUACAGUGCUACACAAAAGCAAUUACAAAAAACCCAGCUACUCCAACAUACUACACCAAUCGUGCAUUAUGUUACCUGAAGUUGCGUAGCUGGGAGCUUGCAGUGCAAGACUGUCAUCAUGCCUUGGACUUAGACAGAUCCUUGGUCAAGGGUCACUUCUUCCUGGGCCAGGCAAUGGUUGAGAAGGGCAUGUAUGAUGAGGCAAUCACACAUCUUAUGAAAGCCCAUGAUCUUGCAAAAGAGCAAAAACUGAAUUUUGGAGACGAGGUAACUGGUGCACUGCGGCUCGCUAAAAAGCGACGAUGGAAUAUGAUUGAAGAGAAGCGAAUUCAACAAGAGAUUGCUCUCCAAUCUUACUUGAAUAAACUUGUCAGUGAAGAGAGAGAGAGGCAAAUUGAAGCUGUGAAAAAGGGAGGUCAUGACAAAGAUACCACACAGGAAACUGAGCGAAUAGAAUAUGACCAUGACCUGCGACUAAAAGAGAUCAAUGAAUUAUUUGCACAACUUGAUGAAAGGAGGCGGAAACGAGAAGUGCCUGACAACCUUUGUGGGCGAAUCAGUUUUGAAAUCAUGCGUGAACCUGUGAUCACUCCAAGUGGGAUUACAUAUGACAAAAAAGACAUUAUUGAGCAUUUACAGAGAGUUGGUCACUUUGAUCCAGUGACAAGAAUGGACCUAACCCAAGAUCAGCUGAUACCCAACCUAGCCAUGAAGGAGGUCAUUGACAACUUUUUAGAGGCAAACCCUUGGGCUGAGGACUACUGAUUUCAGCUUCAAGCAUCAGUAUUCAUGAUGUCGCCUUUUCUCACUGCUGCCUUAUCCCAUUCCACACUGUGGUAGCUACAGAGCCUGUGGUGUGAUCUCAUGGUCAUGGCUCAUAGGUCAUAGUGAAGUCUUUUUAUUGUAAGAUACACAGUAAGCACAUUUCUUAGUAUCAAAAAAGGUCUGGGUUGUUGGAACUAUGUUUUCUGUGCUCAAUUGUUAUAGGUCAGAAUAAAGGUCUUUGUAAAUCUUCAACCCAGUACUUUCUAUUAAUUGUCAUGGUAGUAUUAUGACAUGUUUGUGUGGCUAAUGUGUUUAGCACGUGGACAGCAAAGGCAUGCAAGCAAGACUGUGUUAGGAGUGCGUGUAGUAAGACUCAGCCAAUGCCAUCUUGACGUCCUAUAUAGUGUGGCUGUUUCAUAGUCUCCUUUAUUUAUUUAAAUAGAUUCCUUGCUUAGAACUAGCAUGCAAAGCUGUGACAAGCAAAUAAUAAAAACAUGCUUUUUCUAGUAACAUGCUGUGAUGAUCCAAAGGAAAUAGGAUGUGUAUAUCUGCUUAAAGCAUAGAUGGCCUAAGACCCUGAGUUCAUGUGUCCUUUGUCGAAGUGAUUAUAAGGAUUAGCAUUUACAAGAAGUGUUGACUGUGUGGAUAUGUGUUGUAUGCCUUUGUGCAUACAUUUUAUAUUGGCAUGAUAUGAUGCAUGGAAGAGACAUCAGAACUAAUCACUAGACUAAAUCUUCUGUGUUGUUGGCCUUGAACAUUCUAAUAAUUCUUUCUUUUCUUUCUGUUGUUGCUUUUUUAUCUGUUAUAUUUUUAAUUCUUGCAAGUUGUCAUUUAUCUGUUUCCAUUUAAACUAAGAGGGAAUGAGGCUGGCUUAUAUCUUUAAAUGUUUACUUAAAUUGUAGAGCUAGUUGCAACUUUGUACACAAUAGAAAUGUGAUUCAUACAGAAAAAACACAAAGACAACAGAUGACACCAAGUAUUAAAUCGUAAUUCACUU
Pomacea canaliculata is the source of this 1954-nucleotide messenger RNA. RefSeq names its product STIP1 homology and U box-containing protein 1-like. The transcript has 7 exons. The record is from RefSeq and is a predicted model, not a curated record. Gene Ontology annotation, biological process: cellular response to misfolded protein; protein quality control for misfolded or incompletely synthesized proteins; positive regulation of proteolysis. Gene Ontology annotation, molecular function: ubiquitin protein ligase activity; protein-folding chaperone binding. NCBI's taxonomy places the organism in Eukaryota, Metazoa, Mollusca, Gastropoda, Architaenioglossa, Ampullariidae. Gene Ontology annotation, cellular component: Z disc; cytoplasm. The coding region runs from base 127 to 957 and encodes 276 amino acids.